Messenger RNA from Chlorocebus sabaeus (green monkey), 842 nucleotides. It is a transcript of the gene ARMH2, whose product is annotated as armadillo like helical domain containing 2. The record is from RefSeq and is a predicted model, not a curated record. Lineage: Eukaryota; Metazoa; Chordata; Mammalia; Primates; Cercopithecidae.
GAACUCCUGUGACUGCCAGUGAUGCACCUGAAGGACCAUUGGCCUUUUUCCACAAUGGCUAACAGCCGAUUUUCUUGUAGGCAAAUUUGGGUUAAGAUGUAUGGGUAUUUUGCGGGGCUGUGUCGGCAUUUCCAGAAAUACUGCUGUGCCACUGUUAAGGGCUUUUUUGUUAAGAAGAAGGAAGAACAAAUCCCUUCAACUGAGACUUAUUUUCAUAAGGAAAAAAUUGUUGUGCUUGGUCAAGUGUUGAUGAAUGAAUCCCUACCCAUUGAGAGGAGAGCUCAAGCCGCCCAGAAAAUUGGACUGCUGGCCUUCACAGGAGGACCACCUGCUGGGAAAUUUGCAGCUGAGUACAUGAAAGAAGUGGCUCACUUGUUGCAAGAUGAGGAGGUGGCAUCAAAAAUAAAGAUCCUGCUGCUCCAGAGUGUGGCAUGUUGGUGUUACUUAAACCCUGUCAGCCAGAAAAGAGCCCAAAGUCUGCAAUUUAUUCCUAUUCUCAUUAGUUUUCUUGAAGGCAGAUUCGAGUCUACUAUCGAAAGUGAAAUAAACAGCUACCUCCUCCUUAAAUUUUGGACUUGUUACGUUCUCUCUGUCAUGACAUGCAAUAACUUGUCUUACGUCAAGGAGCUUAAAGAGCACAGGGCUCUAAAAUACCAUUUGCAAAUGUUGGCUGCUGAGAAUUGGUCUGGAUGGACAGAGAAUUUUGCAGAAGUGCUGUAUUUCCUAAUUGGUUUUCACAGGAAUUAGUUUCUCUAAGUCCAGUUACAUGUUGCAGCUCUCUGUGCCAUUGUAUUAACCUGGACAACUGAAAUAAACAAUAAAAGUCGAUGUUUUCCUUUGUA